Molecule: messenger RNA, 1483 nt
Organism: Microdochium trichocladiopsis
Lineage: Eukaryota; Fungi; Ascomycota; Sordariomycetes; Xylariales; Microdochiaceae
Product: chaperonin 10-like protein
Exons: 1
Coding region: 122-1363 (413 amino acids)
Molecular function (GO): oxidoreductase activity, acting on NAD(P)H
Source: RefSeq, a predicted model, not a curated record
CACCGCAGUAGCUUUGUAAGGGAAUUGGGUCACAUAUCUAGUUCCACCCUCAAACCCCUCCGAGACCCGGGUGUGCUUUUCUCCAUUGAUGAGACCAUCAUGAUAUAUAACGCUAGACACUAUGAGCCAAUCCUCUUGUUGGGUUCGCCUCUCGUCCUCAUAUAAACGCUUCAGCUCAUUACCAGCCCUCACAAGACCCAUCACACGGGUUCCCACUUACACGUGCCUCCCACCACACCACCACCACCACCAUCCUACAUAUCACCAACGUCACCGCCAGCUCUGUGAUCGAGCAGACCACACAUCAGCCAAGAUGACGUCCACUAUGCGCGCCCUCGUCACAACCGAGGACCACAAGGCCACCGUCAAGGAGAUCCCCAAGCCUACUCCCGGCGAGGGCGAGAUCCUCGUAAAAGUGCACUACGCCGCCCAGAACCCCACGGACUGGAAGGGCGUCGCCAGCGCUCCGCCCGGGGUGAUUGUGGGCUGCGACUUUGCCGGCACCGUCGCCUCGCCCUCGUCCCGGUGGCGCGAGGGCCAGCGGGUGGCGGGCUUCGUGUUUGGCAACAACCCGUCUCCCAAGCGUGGUGCGUACGCAGAGUACCUGGUCAUCGAGGAGACCCUGGUCUUCCCGAUCCCGAACUCCAUCUCGUUCGCCGAGGCCGCCACGGUGCCCUUGCCCCUCGCGACCGCAAGCCAGGCGCUCUUCCAGCGCCUCGGCCUCCCCGAGCCCAGCAAGCCCGCAAAGUCGGCGUUCCCCGUGCUCGUCAACGGCGGGACCUCUUCCGUGGGCAAGUACGCCGUGCAGCUGUGCAAGCUGGGCGGCCUGUACGUCAUCGCCACGGGCUCUCGCAAGAACCACGACCUGCUGACCUCGCUUGGCGUUGACGCCGUCGUGGACUAUGCGGACGACAACUGGCCUGAGAAGGUGCGCGAGCUGUCCCACGACAACCUCCAGCAUGCAUUUGACUGUAUCUCGGAGGAGAACACGACGCCCAAGGUUGCCCAAGCGCUAAGCUCCACCAAGGGAGGUCAUGUGCUAUGCAUCCUGCCGCGCAAGACGUCUGAGCUGCCGCAGGAUCUGCAGAGAAAGGUCAAGGUCGAGUCGACGAUUGUGUACACCGUGUUUGGCAGGCCCAUCAAGUACGGAACCUUUGAUAACUGCAGUGACAAGGACCCUCGGCCGCAGGACAAGGCGCACUGGGAGAAGGUGCUCUCUGAGGUGCCGGAGUGGCUGGAGUCUGGCAAGCUCAAGCCGAACCGGGUCAAGGAGGCCGGCGGGCUGGACGAUGUACUGGAGGGCUUCAAGCUGCAUCAGGAGGGUCGUGUCAGUGCCGAGAAGCUCGUGUACAAGAUUGCGUAGGAGGUUUACAUACACUUCAUAGCUAGUGUCUCACGGCGAGAAAAUAACGAGAUUAAUGAGCAAUACUGGAGGGUUAAGACUUCCCAUGAGCUGGAGGCCUCAUGUGGGGGUUCUUCCUUC